Molecule: messenger RNA, 2265 nt
Organism: Thamnophis sirtalis
Lineage: Eukaryota; Metazoa; Chordata; Lepidosauria; Squamata; Natricidae
Source: RefSeq, a predicted model, not a curated record
CUGAGGCCAUGCUGAGUGAAACUGACUCCUCCGUUCACCUAGCUCUCCAAAAAACGUUGCUACAAUUAAGCUUGCAAUCAACUCCUUUAAACACUGACCAGAUAUGGAAAACCCAGAGGUUGAGUCAGACUUUCUCCGAAGUGUGCAUGCCCUUCUUCGGGAACUUGAUGGCUACCAUCCAGCCUUCCAAAGUGAGAGAGGGAUGCUGAGAUGGACCUUGCACAAGAAAAUGGACCGGAAUCCCCAAAAUGGAAUCCUCUGGAUUAAAAUUUUGGUGAAAGAACUCGAAAGAGCAGAAAGGUGUAACCAUCAGAAGCACAUCAUUCCCCUGGUUCACACACUGAUGUAUACGCUGAUCAAAGUGCCUUGUUUAUCUGAUGACCUAUAUGAGCGGGUCUAUGAUUUCUUCAAGAAGUUGCUUACUUUGCCCAAGCCUUUCUGCACUAUUGGUUUGGAUUAUGCUGGCCAACUGAAACUAGAACGGGCAAUCCCAGGGAUAUUAUACCAAAGGAAAGUCUCUGCAGAACAAGGCCUAAAAAAUGAUUCAUUCCCUUAUCAGGAUAAGAUUUUCAUGUUUGUUGAUCCAGAUUUGCUCUCUGGGGCUGUAUGCCAAGCUUUAGUUGAUGAAAUCAAGGCUGCUCAAAUGUUCCAGUGUACCAGGUCCUGCAUGAUCUAUGUGAUAGCACAUGCCUUCCAAACAGGCCUGAAGGAACAUUGUGAUAUGAGGAACUUGCAUGAAGUAUUUCAGGCAAAGCCCUUAGAUGAGAUUGAACACUGUUUCCAAGAAGUGAUGGCAGCAACCGAACAUGCAGUUGAAGAAAUGAAUGUGGAAUAUAGUCAAUAUGUUGAGGCCCUUGAGAACAUCUACAGCACAUUGCUGAGUCCUUCAGAGAGAAAGGUGAACUCUUCAGUAGACAAAAGUUCGGACAUCCCUUUGCCCAAUCCUAAAAUCAGCUUCCACCUGUGGACUGAUGAAGACCAACUUUGGAAAGAGUUGGUGCAGUUUCUCCGUUCACCGAGUCAGUGUGGUGAACAGGAUUCUCUGAGUCCAGGACUGGAUGGUUUUGAAUUUCAAGAUCUGGUGCCAGAGUAUGACUGCUGUGAACAGACGCGUUUCUCUGUGCUCUCCAAUGACAGUGGGAUUGAGCGGGACUUGCCCUUUCUGGCUGAUGACAUGCCAACUUCCUGCAAUGCUGAGACUGAGCAUUCUCGACUCCAGAGAAAGGGUUGCAUGAAGAAAAAAUAUGCAGAUAGCGUAGCUUUGCUUCAAAGUAAUUGCAGUGGCCAAGGUGCAAAGCAGACUGGGAAACUGCACCGGAAAUCUGGCGGUAGUACCAUGGAACCAAUAGUUAAAGUGAAAAAACUGCAUACAGCUCGUGUCUUGGUGCUGGGUGAUGACAGGGUAUUGGGACGCCUUGCCCAAGCCUAUCACUCUUUGAGGAAGCGAGAAAGCAGGCGGGUGUUUCUUACACAAAGGCUAAAAGUACAUUUUUAUUAUGUGCCUCUUGUUGAAGAGCAACCACCCUCUUCCCUUAUUGAGGGAGAGCCAUGUGAGUUGGCUGCCUAUCUUGGAAGAGCUGAUCCGUGGUACGAGAGCAAUGUUAAUUCCCUCUGUUACACGAUUCCAAAGCUGGCCACCAUGCUUUCUUCACCAAGCAAAUCCACACUCUCUGAAUUGUUCAUUAUUGAUGUGAUUGCAUAUUAUGUGCGUCUGGGCUUACAGCCAGUUUUCUUCCAAGUCUAUGCAGUGAAGAUUUUUUUUAAUAAUGCUGCCUUGGAGCCAGUUGAGGACAUUUUCCUCACUGAGUUAAGAAUAAACUUUGAAGAGUUCAACACUUCCAAAGACAAUUUACCAACAAAGAAGAAACCAACAAUAGAAUUUCCUGGUGCAGAACUUACAUUAUUAUAUAAAAAGAUCUAGUGUGCUUGACUGUAAAUAUUGAUGAAGUCAUAAAAACCUCAGGACGAUCAUAUUCUUUAAUGACAAAUACUAUACGAAUGCGCAACAUCAGUCUCAGAAGUACAGACCAAAGAUCUUUUACUGUGUUCCUUGACAAGGAUUCCAGGCGAGCCUAUAAGAAUGUUAUCAGUAUUCAAGUGUUUCCCUGCCUAGAACCCAGCUACUGUUUGCAGAAAUCAAGAACAAAACAGACCAACUUGAAAGAGGAAGAAGAUGAUGAUAUUGGAUUGGCCAAAUACUUACCUAAGUCUUUACUCUUACCCAUCAACACUUUUGCAGGCAUUAUUCGAUAAAGAAGCUGACAA